UGCGCAGCCCCGGGAAGGUCGUCCCGGUGACCGGCUCUUGGGUGAAAGAAGCCGUCGCCAUGUUAUCGUUGGCCGCUCGUUCAGGCCCUUUCGCCCCCGUCCUAUCAGCCACGUCCCGUGUGGUGGCAGGUCCCCUGCGGCCGCUGGCCCAGGCUUCGGUGGUGCCUACCCCGGAGCCACCUGUGUUGGAUGCGAAGCGCCCCUUCCUGUGCCAGGAGUCUCUGAAAGGGCAGGCCGCCCGCCAGCAGCUUGUUGCCACAGUCGGCCUCUUCUUUCCUGCUUCUGUUCGUUUCUCUCAUACAGAUGUCAAAGUUCCUGACUUCUCUCCUUAUCGUCGAUCAGAUGUGUUAGAUAGCACAAAAUCUUCAAAAGAUAGCAGUGAAAGUAGGAAAGGCUUCUCCUAUUUGAUUACUGCAACUACGACAGUAGGUGUUGCAUAUGCUGCUAAGAAUGCUGUCUCCCAGUUUGUCUCCAGCAUGAGUGCUUCUGCUGAUGUGUUGGCCAUGUCGAAAAUUGAAAUCAAGCUGUCGGAUAUUCCUGAAGGCAAGAAUAUAGCUUUGAAGUGGAGAGGAAAACCUCUGUUUGUACGUCAUAGAACCCAAAAGGAAAUAGAACAAGAAGCUGCAGUGGAUCUGGCACAGUUGAGAGACCCACAACAUGAUUCAGACCGCGUAAAGAAGCCUGAAUGGGUCAUCCUGAUAGGUGUCUGCACCCAUCUUGGUUGUGUACCCAUUGCAAAUGCAGGAGAUUUUGGUGGUUAUUACUGUCCUUGUCAUGGGUCACACUAUGAUGCAUCUGGUAGAAUCAGAAAAGGGCCUGCACCACUCAACCUUGAGGUUCCAACAUAUGAAUUCACCAGUGAUGAUCUAGUUAUUGUUGGUUAAAGUACUGGACUCGCAUCACAAAUUCUCUACAAGUUUGUUUCAUGUAAAUUCUGAAAAGUUAUUGAGAGAAAUUGUAAUAUUCUUCAAAUUGGUUGAUGUGAGAGAUUUAACAAUUUCUGAUAAUGUAUUGGAUUACAUUCAUCUGAAUUAAAUAUUGAACACUUUCAAGUAUUUGCUUUUAAUAAAACUGCUAUUAAACAUUC
Molecule: messenger RNA, 1087 nt
Organism: Gracilinanus agilis (Agile Gracile Mouse Opossum)
Lineage: Eukaryota; Metazoa; Chordata; Mammalia; Didelphimorphia; Didelphidae
Product: cytochrome b-c1 complex subunit Rieske, mitochondrial
Exons: 2
Coding region: 60-884 (274 amino acids)
Biological process (GO): mitochondrial electron transport, ubiquinol to cytochrome c
Cellular component (GO): membrane
Molecular function (GO): 2 iron, 2 sulfur cluster binding; quinol-cytochrome-c reductase activity
Source: RefSeq, a predicted model, not a curated record